Molecule: messenger RNA, 2358 nt
Organism: Wasmannia auropunctata (little fire ant)
Lineage: Eukaryota; Metazoa; Arthropoda; Insecta; Hymenoptera; Formicidae
Gene: bi
Product: optomotor-blind protein
Exons: 7
Coding region: 1-2358 (785 amino acids)
Biological process (GO): cell fate specification; positive regulation of DNA-templated transcription; regulation of transcription by RNA polymerase II
Cellular component (GO): nucleus
Molecular function (GO): DNA-binding transcription factor activity, RNA polymerase II-specific; RNA polymerase II cis-regulatory region sequence-specific DNA binding
Source: RefSeq, a predicted model, not a curated record
AUGAGAUUCGAACAAGACACGGCGUGCAGGGGUACCCACUGCGCCAGCACUCCGCAACCCUCCGCGCUGCAGCAGCGAUCACGGCUUGAGGAGGUGGUGGUGGAGGAGGAGGUGGACUCCUCCGCGAAGGACGUCGACGGUCAACGACGUAGACUUGGUAUAGAAUUGGAGGCUAACGUGGUCGAGGGUGCAAAUACGGGGCCGCGGGCCGAGGCGGGGGGGCCUGGGAUGGCGUACCCCGCGUCAGCGACGGCUCUGAAUCAACAUUCGUCCUUUACAAACUCGAUCGCCGGCGGCACGCCGCCCGCCAGUAAUCCGAACGGCCACAUCACCCUACCUGCACCGGCGGCACCGCGGCCGACGGACUUUAGCGUCUCAACGCUGCUGACCGCGGCGAGCACCCAUCCGCCUGGUAUUCUGGGUGGCUCGUCGUCGCAGGGUAGCGCUUCCCCGCCGCCCGGUGGACCUGGUAGCCCGGCCGCGGCGCCGGAGACUCCGCCGCCCUUACCUGUGAGCGGCCAACGCGACUUGUCGCACUCAUCCUCAGCGGUGGCGGCCGCGAGUUACUUUAGCGCUGCCGCCCUGGCGGCAGCGGGUUUCUACAAUCCGGCGGCACAUCUGCCGCCCACCAGCUCGCCGGGACCAACGAUAGCGGCGCAUCAUCUUCAGAGCAAGGGGAUACUCGCCGGUGCGCACCAUCAUCCGCACCUCAAUCCGCACGGUAUCACGCCAGGCCUAGGUCUGGGCCCGCAUACGCCGGAAGAGGUCCUGGCGGCGGCCGCGGCGGCGUUACAUCACCAUCACCAAGGCCCGGGCGGUCCUACGAUGAGGCCGCUGAGGCCGCCGCUACCCCCGGGAAUGCUCCACACGUCGCCGCAUCCCCUGGCCACGCAUCAUCCCCUCACGGCGCCGCAUCAUCCCCUCGUGCCGCCUCAUCAUCCGGAGGAGGACGGCGUCGUCGAUGAUCCCAAAGUCACGCUCGAGGGCAAAGAGCUUUGGGAGAAGUUCCACAAGCUCGGGACGGAAAUGGUCAUCACGAAGAGUGGCCGGCAGAUGUUUCCUCAGAUGAAGUUCCGAGUUUCCGGUCUGGACGCCAAGGCCAAGUACAUCCUUUUACUGGACAUUGUCGCCGCCGAUGACUACAGAUACAAGUUCCACAACAGUAGGUGGAUGGUAGCGGGUAAGGCGGACCCGGAAAUGCCGAAGAGGAUGUACAUACAUCCGGACUCGCCCAGCAGCGGCGAACAGUGGAUGCAGAAGGUCGUGAGCUUCCACAAACUCAAGCUCACCAACAACAUCAGCGACAAGCACGGCUUUGUAAGUACUACGAUACUGAACUCGAUGCAUAAGUAUCAGCCGAGGUUUCACCUCGUGCGAGCCAAUGACAUCCUGAAACUUCCGUAUUCGACCUUCAGGAGUUACGUUUUCAAGGAGACGGAAUUCAUCGCCGUGACGGCCUAUCAAAACGAAAAGAUCACCCAGCUGAAGAUCGAUAACAAUCCAUUCGCGAAGGGAUUUCGAGAUACUGGUGCGGGGAAGCGCGAGAAAAAAAGGCAGGCGCUACUGACAGUAUCGGGCGGCGGUUCCCGUUUGACAGCGGGCGGACCAGCGUCGCCGGACAAGCGGCGCUCAUCGAACUCCGCCACCGAUCUUAUGGACGACGACGACAAACUGCUGGACGUGGUUGGACCCGAUACGCCGCAUCCGGCCCAUCACCACCGGGAACGGGAGCACUCGCGCGAGAGGGACGACCGGACGAGCGAACGAGGCGAGGGCAGCGAAUCGUCCGGGUCGGAGAGCGGCGGCGGGCCAGGCCCAACGGGGUCCGAAGGUCCACGGCCGGACGUCUCUGUCGGUCCACCGCUUCACCCGCCCCUCUUGCCGUAUCUGUACCCGCCGGUGCCCGGACUCUAUCCCGGCCCCGGUCCCCUGAUACCACCGAGUCCUCUCGGACUCCACGGUGGGGUCACGCCCGGUAUGCUGUUUAACGCCCAGCUGGCCUUGGCGGCCCAGCAUCCGCUCUUCGCGCACUAUCCCCAUCCCCUGGCGAGUCCCCUGCAUCAGCUCAAGGGGCAUAGAUUCGCGCCCUACACACUCCCGGCGCCCUCGCACGGCUCGGCCUUCGAGACCGUGACCCCCGGUAGCAGGACUCUAAGUCCGAGAUCGCCGCCGCCGAGGCCGCCAACCGAUUCGCCGACCCCCACGGGCGGCGGUGCCCUCAUCUCGACGACGCCCAGCUCCGCCGGCGAGCUCAAGUCCAUCGAGAACAUGGUGAACGGGCUGCAGGAGAAGAGAAGGAGAAGUCCGAGUCUGACGCCCGGACAUCGGGGCGACGACGCCGGCGGAGGGAGUCCGUGA